Molecule: messenger RNA, 1976 nt
Organism: Pararge aegeria (speckled wood butterfly)
Lineage: Eukaryota; Metazoa; Arthropoda; Insecta; Lepidoptera; Nymphalidae
Gene: ssp6
Exons: 3
Coding region: 50-1915 (621 amino acids)
Molecular function (GO): protein binding
Source: RefSeq, a predicted model, not a curated record
UUGUAAUGCAAAUGUCAGGUGUGUCGCCUAUCGGCGGGCUAGGCUGACUAUGAGUUCUCCAAAACUAAACGAAAGAUGUGCAAGCAGCAUGAGCAACGGCAAAAAACAUCUGAGCACUGAUUCCAAAGACGAUUCCCUCGAUAACUCUAUACGGGAAUCAAUUAAGUCUGAACGUGCUGGAGGAAAAUCAGAAGAGGACUGCCGAAGACGCACCAUCAUUGUUGAGAAGAAAAAUGGAAGCUACGGGUUCACACUGCAGAGCUACGGCAUCCACUAUAAAAAGGAGCAAGAAAUAGAGGUGAUAACAUAUGUGGACCACGUUGAAGCAGAUGGCCCUGCCGCCGCGGCGGGCAUGCGAGAGGGAGACGUGAUCCUCUCCAUCAACGGAACAGACGUGGAGCGCGCAGACCAUGCUACCAUCGUCGCUGCCAUCAGCUCUUGCGAUUCGCGUAUGCGUAUCGUAGUAAUCUUUGAAGACUGUGUACGCAAAGUUGAACUCCACCUCAAGUACAUCAACAUCCAACGUACUCUGCAAUCGAAAAUGCGGGAACUCGAACAAUUAAGCAUUCGUGAGAGACAGGUUUAUGACACAAAUUGGAAAACGCACAGUUUACCUUCACAAAAGAAAAAAUCUUCUCCGUCAGAUAUUAUUUCGGACAGCGAGGAAAAUAAUAUAACUGAUAGUAUUAAUAGUGUUUACUGUCGACCUACACUGUCGAGUGAGAACGUUACUGCCGCUAAGCCCCCUCAAACGAACGUGUUCAUGUAUCAGUAUUUAGACCCAAGAUACGGUGCGUGUAUUAUUCAACCGAAUUUGCGGACCGGUGGCUUUGUAAUAACUGUAGGAUCGCCGAGGAAUAGACGCGAAUGCCAUCAUUAUGUUGUCAAAACUUCCGGUGAAUGUCACCGAGCUUCUGAGGAGUAUAAGCCCGCUAAUGGAAAGCACACUAAAACACACAGAAGCAGUCAUAGUCACGGAUGUGCGCCAUGUAUGCCGGCCUACAACAACCAAGAUGCGAACAGUCUUGAAGCCUACGACCUUGCUAGUCCUUGCUGUGAUCCACACUGUGUUCCAAACUCUAGAAAGAAAGUUCGCAGAAAGAAAGAAUGUUCUAAGGAGCAUAAAAGGAAAGAGAAAGGUCAGCAAGUCGACAAAUCAACUCAAAAACCUGAUACAAUCUUACAUAAUCACGCGAAAAAGGUUUGUAGCUCAGGACACUGUUCCAAUCGAUAUCGUUAUUUGACAACUGAAUCGACCCAAACAAGCCAAUGCAGUUUACAAUCAUAUGCUACUAGUAACGCGACUAUACCUUGUGAUAACUCAGCUUCUAGCUACAGCACUUCACUCAGUAGCGAUACACUGUUUUGGGACAACGACCGCUCAGAGGCAAAAUCGUCUCCCAAGAUCCAAUAUCAAAGUGCACACCAGCACGUAAAACCAAAGUCUUGGGAUAAUUUGGCAACGAAAGCUAUAGGAGGCUAUGGCUUUGGUUAUGGUUACUUAGAUACGAGUGUUAAGCACCAGAAUCGAUCAAAGAGCCAUGGUCGAAGUCACAGCGGACGCAGCACGCAAAUCCAUCACGAUUGCCAGCAUCAUGCUCAGGAAAAGCACACUCACAGACAGAAUGGAACGCCGCAUCACUACCCUGUUUACGGAAGGAGCCAUAGUCAUUGCCCUCCAACUAAGUCUACAGAAAGUUUAAUCGUAGUCCCGAAAUAUCAAUUGGAGAGUAGUGGUUCAGAAAGUCGUCUGGCAUGCGAUUGCGGUGAUGGAACCGAAUAUUAUCGCCGUGUUGGUCCUUCCAAGAGCCCCGGGGAUUCCCAUCCCACAUAUUACUCGCAGCGCUUCGUAUAUCAUGCUCACUCGUAUAAAAAGAAAGACACAAAUGUGAGCUCCGAAAUAACUAGAUUAUAAGGACCCAGUAAACAUUUGCUCAACUCGAAGGAGCUACUUAUAUUAUAUUAAAUAAUUUUUU